AUGGAAGUGCAGGCGGAGGAUGGUGGUGGUCAGACAGGCCAUUGUAAAAUUGUUAUUGAAAUAGAUGACGUCAAUGAUAACGCGCCUGUUAUAUCAGUAAAGUCUCUGAAAAAACAAAUCCCAGAAAACAUCCCACCCGGUUCAGAGAUCGCUGUAAUAAACGUGAAGGACCAAGAUUCCGGUCAAAACAGCCGGUUCAGAAACCUCACUGUCAAAGUUGUUGCCAGAGACAAUGGAUCUCCACCGCUCAGCAGUAACGUGACUGUGAAAGUCUUCAUAACAGAUGAGAAUGAUAACUCUCCACAGAUAUUAUACCCUGUUCCUGAUGGGAAGUCUUUAAUGACUGAAAUGGUCCCUAAAGCGACUCUCUCAGGCUCUCUGGUGUCCAAAGUGAUCGCUAUAGAUGCUGACUCUGGACAGAAUGCAUGGCUGUCCUAUCAGAUUGUCAAAUCUACUGAUCCGGGACUGUUCACUAUUGGUCUCCAUAGUGGAGAGAUCAAAACACAACGAGACAUUUCUGAAUCUGACAACAUGAAGCAGAUCCUUGUUAUUUCGGUGAAAGAUAAUGGACAGCCCUCUCUGUCUAUGACCUGUUCUGUAAAUGUACUCAUUUCUGACAACCUUUCUGAAGUUCCUGAACUUAAAGAUAUGACUUAUGAGGACAACAACUCUAAAUUAACAUCAUAUUUGAUCAUUGCAUUAGUUUGCGUGUCCACCUUCUUCCUGACGUUCAUCAUGUUGAUCGUGGCAGUGAAGUUUUGUCACAAGAGAAAGCCCAGACUGUUGUUUGAUGGAGCAGUUGCUGUUCCCAGCGCCUAUCUCCCUCCCAAUUAUGCAGAUGUGGAUGGAGCAGGAACUCUCCGCAGCUCUUACAAUUAUGACGCAGCAUCAACUGCUAAAGUUAUAAUAGAUAUAAUUGAUGUGAAUGACAAUCCGCCUAGAAUCACCCUUAAAUCUUUGAAUAACCCAGUACCUGAAAACUCUGAGCCAGGCACUGAGGUGGGAAUCAUUAAUGUUCAAGACAAAGAUUCAGGAGAAAACCGGCAGGUUCGUUGCUCUGUUCAGCAAAAUGUUCCUUUCAAACUGAACCCAUCUGUUAAAAACUAUUUCUCUCUAGUGACUACAAAAGCUCUAGACCGAGAGAAAGAAUCUGAUUACAACAUUACCAUCACAGCCACAGAUGGGGGAUCUCCACCAUUAUCCACCUCCAUGACAAUUCAUUUAUUUGUCUCAGAUGUGAAUGAUAAUCCUCCUGUAUUUGUGCAGCAGUCAUACAGUGCUUAUAUACGUGAAAAUAACAAACCUGGCACUUCUGUUUGUUCUGUCAGUGCAAAUGACCCAGACUGGAGACAGAACGGGACUGUACUGUACUCUCUGGUAACCAGUGAAGUCAAUGGGGUCCCAGUGUCCUCGUUUCUAUUUAUUAAUGGAGAUACAGGGGUGAUUCAUGCUGUAAGAUCAUUUGACUAUGAGCAGUUCAGAAACCUCACUGUCAAAGUUGUUGCCAGAGACAAUGGAUCUCCACCGCUCAGCAGUAACGUGACUGUGAAAGUCUUCAUAACAGAUGAGAAUGAUAACUCUCCACAGAUAUUAUACCCUGUUCCUGAUGGGAAGUCUUUAAUGACUGAAAUGGUCCCUAAAGCGACUCUCUCAGGCUCUCUGGUGUCCAAAGUGAUCGCUAUAGAUGCUGACUCUGGACAGAAUGCAUGGCUGUCCUAUCAGAUUGUCAAAUCUACUGAUCCGGGACUGUUCACUAUUGGUCUCCAUAGUGGAGAGAUCAAAACACAACGAGACAUUUCUGAAUCUGACAACAUGAAGCAGAUCCUUGUUAUUUCGGUGAAAGAUAAUGGACAGCCCUCUCUGUCUAUGACCUGUUCUGUAAAUGUACUCAUUUCUGACAACCUUUCUGAAGUUCCUGAACUUAAAGAUAUGACUUAUGAGGACAACAACUCUAAAUUAACAUCAUAUUUGAUCAUUGCAUUAGUUUGCGUGUCCACCUUCUUCCUGACGUUCAUCAUGUUGAUCGUGGCAGUGAAGUUUUGUCACAAGAGAAAGCCCAGACUGUUGUUUGAUGGAGCAGUUGCUGUUCCCAGCGCCUAUCUCCCUCCCAAUUAUGCAGAUGUGGAUGGAGCAGGAACUCUCCGCAGCUCUUACAAUUAUGACGCGUAUCUAACCACAGGCUCGCGCACCAGUGACUUUAAGUUUAUGAGCUCGUAUAAUGAAAACACGCUUCCUGCUGGUGGGACUCUGAUGAAGAGUGACAUCGAUUCUAAUAUGUUGCACCUGUCUGACGAAGGGGAGUGUACAGAGGUAAAGGUCUGUUUUAAUCCUUAAAUUUUGCCCGUCUGUACUGUGACUUGGAAACACAUCUGCAAAAAAAAAAAAAGAAAUGAUGACGAUGAUGCACUUAAGCCCUUAAAAUGCUUUAGAACGGAUUCUGUUUUGCAAUUCCUUAGAAAUGCAAUUCUUAGAAAUUCCUUUUUUAAUUCCCUUUGACUUCCACAACUGUUAGUUUGAGGAAGACCUUUGCUAGAAUCUUCUUGCAAGAAAAUAAAUCAUAAU
This is a messenger RNA of Sinocyclocheilus grahami, 2562 nucleotides long. RefSeq names its product protocadherin gamma-A9-like. Gene Ontology annotation, biological process: homophilic cell-cell adhesion. The transcript is spliced from 3 exons. NCBI's taxonomy places the organism in Eukaryota, Metazoa, Chordata, Actinopteri, Cypriniformes, Cyprinidae. Gene Ontology annotation, cellular component: plasma membrane. The coding region runs from base 1 to 2334 and encodes 777 amino acids. Gene Ontology annotation, molecular function: calcium ion binding. The record is from RefSeq and is a predicted model, not a curated record.